UCCUUCUCUCUCUCCUUUUUCCCAGCUAGCCCGAACCGAUCGCACUCGAGCCCCUCCUGAGAGCCAGCUUCCUGGGGAGCCCCGCUUCUGCCCCUGCGGUGGGCUCCCCACCCGCCGGUGCCCCCGGAGCGGCCGGGACUUCCAGGCUCUUUGAGAGAAGGGGAGCCGGAGGCGGGAGCGAGCCCUUCCAGCCGGGGACUGAGCCGCCUGAGACAGAGGCACCGCUCGAGCUGAGCUGCGAAGGAAGGGAGGCUUUCAACAGGCAGAGCCUCCAGCCUGCCUGCCAUCCUCGAGGGAUAAGGAGCGAGGAGGAGGAAGAAGAGGAGGAGGAGGGCGUCUUUUUUCCUGGGCGUUAAGAGACGAGCGAAGCCGAGCGGCCAGCGGGGCAUCAACAGGGUCCCUCCCGCCGGCCACGCGGGGCUCGGCCGGGGUCCCGGUGGCGCGGACCUCCCCCCCUCGCCGGCUAAUUGCCCCCCAGGGGAAGAACAGCUGCUCCCCAGCUGUCAGUGGCUCCUUCUUCAUUUUUACCACUUUCCCCCUACAUUUGGCAGUGUGUGUCUUCCCUGCAUUCUUCAGUUGGUGCCGUUCUAAUGAGAAAGCAAGAAAUCGAUGUGAGCCAGCGUUCCAGUUAGAGCUGGUCUCCAUGGUAAACUGCUCUACUGUACCAGAAGAGAAAAAGGCAAGUUAAAGCUGUUAAGCGAGGAGAGCAUAUGUGGGCUGCUGCUUUUUCCCUCGAUAACUGAUGCGCCGUGACCACGGUGUCGAUUGAAUUCAUCUCGGAGACUCGCCCGGGCCCCGGGGGCUUCGCCUCGGCGAGAGACCCCUCUCGGGAAAGGGGGCCAUCGGAAGAGGUAAAGGCCGUUUCCCACGCGCGAAUGACUCUCCCCACACAUUUGUUCAGGCCUGCCCCAUAAACGCUCCACUCCCCUUCGCACCUCAGCUGAAAAUUGGCAUGGAAAAGGCAUCCUCUGGCAUCUGAGGUCAUCCACAGAGCCCUUCGUCAGACCCCGAUCUCGGUGGAGGCACGGGAGAUAAGACCCGGCAACCAUGUCUCUGUCCCAGGAACUCGGUAAUUCCACCCGUCUCUCCGGAGACCCCGGCAACGGCGGCCGUGGCGGCGGAGGGAACGGCAGCCUCGGCGGCGGCGGCGCCAACGGCAGCGCCGACGGCGGCAACGGCACCGCCGGCGGCGAGGGGCACUCCAUGAUCGGCCUCUUCCACUGCAUAGUCCGAAUCUCCCUCCUGUCCUCCUUCGUCUGCGUCUCCCUCCUGGGUAACACCCUGCUGCUGAUGGUGUUCCAUCGGAAGCCUCAGCUGCUGCAGGUCGCCAACCGCUUCAUCCUCAACCUCCUCAUCUCGGAUCUGCUCCAGACGGCCGUGGUCAUGCCCUGGGUGGUGGCGGGCUCCCUGCCUUCCUUCUGGCCCCUGAGUGAAAACGCGUGCACGAUCAUGAUCACCCUGAUGCAUCUCUUCGCCUACACCUCUAUCAACACCAUCAUCGUGGUGUCCAUCGACCGGUACCUGUCCAUCAUCUAUCCUCUGUCCUACCCCAACAAGAUGACCACCCUGUGGGGAGGGAUGUUCAUCCUCAGCACCUGGGUCUUCAGUCUGAUCCAGAGCGCCCCCCCUGCCAUCGGAUGGGGGGAGAUCGCCUUCGACAAGGACAGCUCUCUCUGCGUGGUCCUCUGGAACACGAGCCCCUCUUACACCGCCCUCAACAUCCUGCUGUCCUUCAUCGGCCCGGUGGCCAUCCUGGUGGGGUGCUACGGGAUGGUGUUCCAGGCGGCCCGGAGGCAGAACGCCCUGGUGCAUCCCGUGAGGCCCCGGGGCUUUCAGGAAAUGUUGGAGGAGAGCAACUUGGGCGGAGAGGAGCCUAGCGAGGAAGAGGAGGAAGACGGCGACGCCAUCAUCCCGAUCCCUCGCACGUUCCAGGCCAGCCCCAAGAGGUGCUCCGCCAAGCCCAAGCCUUACCACUGCAAGGCCGCCCGGGUGAUCUUCGUCAUCAUCGCCUCCUUCAUCCUGUGCGUCGGACCUUACUGUUUCCUGGCCGCCGUGUCGGCCGCGGUGGGAGCGGCCCCUCCUUGGGUCAACUCCUGUAUAUUCCUGCUCUUCUUCCUGCAGUGCUGCCUCCAUCCUUACACCUAUGGUUACAUGCACAAAAGCAUCAAGAAGGAGCUCACCGUAGCCUUGCUCGGGCUCUUCUGCAAGAAGCCGCCCCGGGGACAGGACUCCAGCACCGAAAACAACUUUGCCAUGACCAUGACCAUGACCGAGAGCAGGGCCUUCCCUUCCCACUUCUCUCUGACCUCGGCCUGGAAGUCCUAGAUUUCCGGCCGUCACCGGAACUGGGUCCCGGUCCGGCUGGACGCGGGCAAAGACGAUCACGGACAAUUCGUUACCUCUGUACAGUUAAUUAGUAGAGUAAGAAUGGAGGAGGCCGGGGGGUGGACAACUCGGACGCUGUGAGAAAAGAACUUUGGGAUUCUGAGCGGGACUUUCUCCACCCCCCCAUCCCCAACUCCUCCAACCUUCACCCCCACCUCCAAGAUAUUUAAACACCAAAUCAUUAGAUUUAGAUCAUCAGAGACUGAUUCCAUCUCGGAACUGUGCUCAGUAUCGUUGCCCACUCCCGGAGUUACGUCGUGUCUGCUCGGGUUCCCUUAGAGGAACUUGGGAUGGAACGCGAGGACUUUGAGUAGCCGGGACCCCGGUGGGCAUUCAAUGGCUACGUGCUGCCGGAGAAACCAGAGGUCAGAUUCCUCACUAGUCCGGGUGAACUUUUCUUUCCAGGGCUUUUGAAAUCGGCCCAAAGGGCCAACCGUGGAAGAAGGCCACUGAGUCACGACUCAGUGUGGGGAUGGCAUCCGGGGAAGGUUUCAGGAAGCUCUGGCAACAUCCGACAGAGUGGACAAAGAUCCCAGGACAUACCUGAAAUGGGAGGCUUGUCCACCAAAAACGGGGAGGGAGGGAAGCACAACCAUCAGAUCUCAUUUCACGUUGUCUUGUUUUUGUGGAAUGGGUAAGGCUUUAAGGUCGUGCCCUAAAAAAUAGGAAAUCUGGAGACAUCCCCCAGGGGGUUUUCUUGACUAAUAUCUCCUAUUUCCUAUUUCAAUGAGGUCGGAAAGAAAAACGCUUCAGUGUUUCUCCUUUUUGACUUCAUUUAGUGAACUUAGAGAUACAAAAAAACUGAAUUUUAAAAUAAGCCUAAGUUAAACCUUCUCUGCCGGUCCCUUCUGUUUCAGAAAACAGGCACUUCUACUAACGCGGCCCCUGACGUGAACU
This is a messenger RNA of Sarcophilus harrisii (Tasmanian devil), 3282 nucleotides long. It is a transcript of the gene GPR101, whose product is annotated as G protein-coupled receptor 101. The transcript is spliced from 3 exons. Lineage: Eukaryota; Metazoa; Chordata; Mammalia; Dasyuromorphia; Dasyuridae. Gene Ontology annotation, biological process: G protein-coupled receptor signaling pathway. The record is from RefSeq and is a predicted model, not a curated record. Bases 1048 to 2325 code for a protein of 425 amino acids. Gene Ontology annotation, cellular component: membrane. Gene Ontology annotation, molecular function: G protein-coupled receptor activity.